Molecule: messenger RNA, 1573 nt
Organism: Scomber scombrus (Atlantic mackerel)
Lineage: Eukaryota; Metazoa; Chordata; Actinopteri; Scombriformes; Scombridae
Gene: baiap2l2b
Product: BAR/IMD domain containing adaptor protein 2 like 2b
Exons: 14
Coding region: 1-1518 (505 amino acids)
Biological process (GO): actin filament bundle assembly; plasma membrane organization; actin crosslink formation
Cellular component (GO): nucleoplasm; cytosol
Molecular function (GO): protein binding
Source: RefSeq, a predicted model, not a curated record
AUGUCGGGAGCCAGUAGUGACCAGCUGCACAAAUCAACUUUAACUGUCUAUUCAAACCUGAUGGAGCACUUCAACCCAGGUCUUGAGAAGCUUGUUGCUUUAGGAAACAGCUAUGUCAAAGCUUUCCAAGCCUUAGCUGUUUGCAGUGAAGCCUACUUCAGCGCUGUGGCUAAAAUGGGUGACCAGGCCCUUCACACGCUAUCAUCUCGCUCUCUCGGCGACGUUCUGAUCCAGAUAUCAGAAACACAGAGGAGGCUCACUGCAGAGAUGGAGGGAGUGUUCCGAUGGUUCCAGAUUGAAGUGCUGCAAGCCAUGGACAAGAACGUCAAACUGGAUGAAGAGUACAUUAGUGGUAGUCGCAGAGUUUAUGAGCUGGAGGUGAGGAACCAGGCGGAGGCCUUGGAGAAACAGCUCAGACGAGGAGCCUACAGAGACUCUCUGGAGAACAGUGACUAUAUGCUGUAUCUGAGGCAGAGCCAGCAGGAGAUCCUGAAGGAAGAGGAGAGGAGGUAUCGCUUUCUGGCAGAGAAACACUGUGGUCUCACUCAGUCACUGCUCUUCCUAAUAAAUAAGACGGGCGCUUCUCUCCAGCAAAAGGCAGAUGGAUGGAAGGAGAAAGUAAAUGAGACCAGAGGGUCCAGACCUCGAACUCCCACCCCCUUGGACCAAGAGGCACAGCUGCGAGGUUCAGUGAGCUCCCUGCUGCAGACGGUAGCCAGAGAUGAGGACAUGUCCUGGGCCAGGCGGGAGCAACAGGCGCUGGGCGGAGUGCCCUCUAGAGCGCCAUCUCCCCUCCCCAACCGCUCCCGCUCCAGCUCAGUGGGGGAAUCUCUGGGUCUGGGAGGAGGUAGAAACAUGAGAGCCCUGGUGUCUCACCCUUCCUCAUCCAACCCCAAACUUCUACCUUUCAACAGGGGAGAGAUUGUCACCGUACUGGUGCAGGAGCCGCGUAACGGCUGGCUGUAUGGACGCACUGACAGCAGCCUGCGUCAGGGCUGGUUCCCUGCUGCUUAUGUGGCUUCUAUGGACGAUUUCUCCAACACUUUGACAACAAGUGGUGGUUCUUUAAGAAGCCAUAGUAUGAGCAAUCUGCUGGACCCCACCGACACCUACAAUGACCAGUCGGAGAGCAAGAGCUAUGGAGAUGUCCCACCUCCGGCCACGCCCAACCGUAGAGCCUCUGUAGACGUCCGUUCAGUCUCUCCGCUCCCAGAGAAGAAGACAGAGGCAGGAAUAGAGACAAAGCCCAGUCAAACCAAGAGCUACAAUGAAGUCCCACCUCUACCUCCUCCACCGCCUCCCCUUCCUACGAGUCAGACUCUCAGAAGGGGCUCUGUAGAUUUUCGACCGAUUUCUCCUCUGCCUGACAGGAAGGGCGAGCCCGGUUCUGAUGCACAGACAUUAUCACCCCAUGGGGCACCUGAAAACCCUCUCUUUCCCAGAGGCACAAACCCGUUCGCCACUGUAAAGCUUCGCCCCACGACGACCAAUGACAGAUCUUCUCCUCGGAUCCACUGAUCCAUCAACACUCAUGCAGGCCGGGUUUGUAACCGAGGCUGUCAGAUCAGGUUGU